Molecule: messenger RNA, 2289 nt
Organism: Ilyonectria robusta
Lineage: Eukaryota; Fungi; Ascomycota; Sordariomycetes; Hypocreales; Nectriaceae
Exons: 1
Coding region: 1-2289 (762 amino acids)
Molecular function (GO): protein binding
Source: RefSeq, a predicted model, not a curated record
AUGAGUUUGCCCGACCCACCCACGUCGCUGGACGGCUCUUGCUCCGUCAUCCACGAUGGCAAGCUUUACUCCUACUCACCCUCGGGGUUUUUGUCUCUCGCCAUGAAAAAAGAUGCAGAAUGGGAGGAGCUGACGAUGGGAGAGGUGGUCUCUGGGGCCGUCUGUGUUGAUGCUUCCAGUGCCGGAAUUCUCUGGAUUGUUGGUGGAACUGGCGGUUCAGACGCAUAUACCGGCCUGCAGAAGUACACAUACUCGACUGGCGAGUGGACCACCGUCACCCCCACUAACCUGAUCUCCAAGAACCUCCAGUGGCAUGGUUCGACCUACAUCCAGGACAGCGAUGCCAUCCUCAUCUACGCUGGUAGCCGCGAUGGAGUACAGGCCGCCUCCGCCGAAACCUGGACCAUCCAGGCAUCCGAACCCUUCAACGUUAUAUCCCACAACCCUAGCUCCCAUCCGGCAAUUAGUCCUAUUCUUCUGAACUGGAGUACUGCCGAGUCUUGCUUCGUUGGCGGCGAUGUCUCAAACACUGCUGUUCCCAUCUUCAACAUUAAUAACGGCUGGAGAGAAUUCUCUACUCUUGAGCAACCCCUGACCAAAGACUUGACUUCCAUGCAGGCUGUUAUUGUUGAUGGAUCAGAUAACUCCAAGAACCUCCUCACUUUCGAUCUCUCGACAUCCCCCAACGAAGUCCGUCGAUUUGUUGUCCAGGACGCCGGUGGUGCUGCCAUUGCCAAUUCUCCCGUCAUUGCCAAGCGUGACCUCACUGUCAGUGAGUGGCCCGAGUACAACUCCACUCUUGCCCCGACUGCCACCCGAUCCAACUUCGCCGUUGCCCAAGGAAACGGUCAAGUUGUCUUCUCGGGCGGCAACGCCAACGAACCUAUUGCAAUGUUCGAUGUGACAGAGAACUCUUGGCUCAAUGCUACCAAGGUGUUUGCCGGUGUCGCGGAACAACAGAUUCUGGACACCUCGUCAACAACUUCUUCCAAAACGAAAACCUCCAAGACUAAGUCAACCUCUACUAAGACUAAGUCCUCAACUCUGACCUCGGAUGCGUCAUUGACUACGGAUGCGUCAUCGACCUUUGCCACCUCCACUGUAUCGUCAACGGCCUCCGGAUCUUUGACACUCUCUGAUACUAGUGCCACGGCAACAGCCACCUCAACCGAGGCUGCCGCUGUCGCUGGAAGCAGUGGUGGUUCCGGCCUGGGCUCGAAUGCUGUGCUGGGUAUCACGCUUGGAUCAAUUCUCGGAUUCCUUGCCGUCUUGAUUUUGCUUCUGUUAUUCAUGCGCCGGAAGAAGAAGAGUCAGAACCAGAAUGACCAGGGCAACCACAACAGGGGCCUGUCCUCCGACGAGAAAGCCCCCAUGGUCUUUUAUGACGCCCCUCCCCCGACCUCUUCGCCUGGCCAUCUCCUUGGUCACAACUCCCAGAUGUCUCAAGAAUCUUAUUCGUCUAUGGCUAUCUUGAUGGGUCGUGCCGGAAAGCCCAAGCCGUCGGGCUUGAGUCGGAAGCCUAGCCACGACACCACCCGAAGCUCCGUCAGCUCUUUGCACAAGCAGCUGAAGGCUACUAUCGGCAAACCUGUUUUGCAGGAGAUGCAGCAUCCUGCCCUGCAGAACCAAGAGCCUCGGGGAGUUGCUUUCGACCCGAGUGUGGCUGAGCCCAGACCCCGACAACCAGGACCGAUGGAUACUGAAGAUGGAAUGCGAAGAAGCUCUGGCUGGAACCGGUACUGGUCCGGGGGUAGCGCUCUGCAGAUUCUUGGCUUCGGCGGUCCUAAGAGAGCCACUGGUGUCUCAGAUGACCAGAGCUCGCAUUACUCACAAACGACCACUCAGACCCACAACCUGCCUCGUAACCCCAGAGUCACCCAAGACUCGGCUACUGUGCCACCUCUGAACUUUGAAUUCCGCCCUGAGUUCAACCGUGUCAAUUCGGGUAGUCCCGUGGUGGAGCAGUAUGGUAAUAUUCCCUUCAGGGAGGGAGUAGCUGGAAAGAUCGAACGCCCUUCUUCAAAGGUGUCAUCUUCAGGCUAUUCCAGCGGCAUCCCGGAGAGCGUCAACGACCAGUGGGAAUCACACCAGUCAGCAAAACCCUGGGGCGCUGACCGGGCGACAAGCAGUGUCUACAACCCCAGCUUUUACUUUGGGACACCACUCUCACCGGGUCUGCCACCCCCACCAGGCGCUCCGUCGGGCGUGAGCAACCAACCCCAGCUCGCCAUGGCAUCAACAUCUUCCGAUAUGAGCUGGCUGAACCUUGGCGACCGGCAGCGAGUGUAG